AAACAAUAACAGCUGCUUGAGUGCUGUACACAUGACGAUCCUCCUUCAGUGGAUUACAGUUUACAGAUUAAAGUGUGAUUAUUGAUCAGUGAUAAGACAGACAGGACCGUGCAGGCACUCGGGUGCAUCCUACGGCGGACGGCUAUUCUACGUGGCGAGAGCGAGAUUCAACAUCACCGAUCUGCAGGCGAAGGACGGUGCAGAUGUGACAGUAAGAGGCGAACGGAUCCAAAUGAGCAAGCAGUCGCAGCAUAAGUUAACCAGCACAGAACAAAACGGAGUGAGCGUCAUACAGAGUCAGGCUCAUAGCAGCGCCGCCCAUUCUGCAGGAGCGACAGCCGGACUGCAGCAGGUCCCCCAGUUAGUCCCAGUGAGUCCCGGAGGAGGCGGCAAGGCCACGCCACCCAGCAAGAUGAAAAAGACGCUUCCGGAUAAAGAGAGCGAUGACUACAAGCACCGGCGGGAGCGCAACAACCUCGCCGUCAAGAAGAGCCGCAUGCGCAGCAAGCAGAAGGCGCAGGACACGCAGCAGCGCGUCAACGAGCUGAAGGAGGAGAACGAGAGGCUGGAGGCCAAGAUCAAGCUGCUCAGCAAAGAGCUCAGCGUGCUUAAAGACCUUUUCCUGGAGCACGCGCACAACCUGGCCGACAACGUCCAGCCCGGCGCCGGCUCCGUCAACCCCGGGGAGCUCUGCAACAAUAACAACAACAACAACAACGGCAGCCAGUGAGGGCGCGGAGAUGCCCUCCGUGCCACCCCCAUCAGGGACUAUUACAUUGUUUUUUAUCUGAGCUCCCAAAAUCCCCAGUUUCUUAAAAUGUUCAGCUUCAAAGAGUGAAGCGGGUUUUGUAUUGUUAUUAUAUUUCUAAUACGGCAAAUCUAGUAAUAAUAAUAAUAAGAUUAAUUACAUGUUUAAAAUGUUAACACGACCAAACACUGCUGCAGUUAUUUAUAGUAGUAAUUUUUCUUUUUAAAUAGUAAACGUUCAGGUGCUAAAACCUGAAAUGUAUUUCACUUGGAUUGGAAAGUGUGCGUGAUCGUUCAUGUCAGAGCCGUGGAGAGGCGGGAAAGCGUUAGCUGGUCUAAAGAAUGCCGUGAGGCUGGAUUUUUUCAGGUUUAAACUAAGAUACCAACAGCAGAAUGCGUCACCCGGGAGGAUCUGGUGUUGUUUCUGAUGCCGCGGGCGAUCGAUCAGCCUCCGUGGCAUUUCUGACACGCCGCCAAACGUGUUCGGGCGAAUCGCUUUCGACUCUCACGUGGCGCAGACAAAAAAAAAACAACUCCAUCCUUAUUUAAAAAUAGUGCCGAGACAAUGGGACAGUGUUCUGAGAGCGGCCUGGCUGCAUGUCAGAUUUGACUUGUUGAGUGUUUUGACGAGUCGCUCCUCCGCUCAUCGGGACAGAGAGUCAAACGGCCAGAGAACGUUUUCACCUGACUGGGUUUGUUAUCAGGAUUAGACGGUCACACACAUUAGAGGUUCACACACGCAGAAGGGUUAAAAUAACUAGAUGUUUCAGGUUCAGGCUUAUUAGACUCAAUCAUUUAGCAAUUGCCUAAGUACAGUAGUUUCUGUGCUUGGCCUAAAACACCCGAUCCGUCCAUGUGGCCUGAAAUAAAAGCCUCCGGUCACACUUGGGUUUUCUGUACGUGGAAUAUAAUUUAUGUACGUUUGUUAGUUUCUGCGAGCUUUAUAAUAUUCAGCGGACUUGUGGCGCAAAAUGUUUAAGUACGUUUUACUUAUAAAACUUGAGUAGAGGUCAGAUAUGUUCAGCUUUAGCCAAAAAAUGUGUGGCUGACCAAGCCGAUAAGGAGAAAGGGCUAUCAUAACUAUCGAUAACGGUGUAGCAGCUGAUAUUUUAUGCAGCGUUCGUGAACCCGGCUAUAAACGAUUCCUUAAAGAUGUAGUGACUUUUAUUGGUCAGUUCAAGGCUUCAUUUGGAGACUUUUACAGUUGUACUAAUGACAACUGACUGAAAACUGAUGCAGACGGGCACGUGGGACGUAAAAAAAAAAAUUUUAAUAAAUAGUUGUAGCCUAGCGGUUAAGGUACUGGACUAGUAAGCAGAAGGUUGCUGGUUCAAACCGGUUCAAACCUCACCAGGUUGCCGCUGUUGGGCCAUUGAGCGAGGCCCUUAACCCUCAAUUGCUUAGACAGUAUACUGUUUUUGGAUAAAAGCGUCUGCUAAAUGGCGAAAAUGUAAAUAAAAAAGCUCACAGUCCAAGCCUGGAUGCAAAGAAAAUGUUACACUAAUUGAGUGGCUUUAAAUUUAAAUUUAGAACUUGACCUGUAACUUACAGCUUGUAUAAUAAUAAUAAUAAUAAUGAUAAUGAAUAAUAACACCUUGUCACCAGUUUUCAGCAGUUCAACACAAACAAACAUAGAAACACGGUGCUCACACUAUGCCAAAGGCUGCAAAGUCCACAUCAGCACCUCCUGUCCCUGAACAGAAGAGCCAGACGGCCCGGACAGCCCGAGCGUAUUGCAUCAGACCGAACGCCAGACAGUCCUGGUGUUAACAAAAGCUAUUAAAUUGCACUUGAGCCUCAAACGCUUCUUACAAAACUGGCGCGGGCACAGACGGGCGGCUAGAGAGGGAUAGGAAGGGUUGGGAUUGGACGUUCUAGUCUGCUGUCUUGGGUGUUGGUCGAUAAAACAAAACCCAAACUGAUUUCAUCAGCGCGGCACCCCUGGCCCUGCGUGUGCGCGCGUGUGUGUGUGUGUGUGUGUGUGUGUAGGUAACCAAGGCUUAGACACUGAGGGAGGAUUCUUGCUGACUCAUUGAUCAAACUUCCGAGGAGUCAUCAGUGUUUUCUUCAGUGUAAAAGCACACGCUGAAGUCAUUCUGCACACCGCUUUAUUGACCUUACGUCCGCCCGUUGCUUCCGGUCGUUAUUUAUUUAUUUUUUUUUAAGAAUUUGUGAUUUUCCGAAAGCCGCAAACUUUCUAGCCUUGGUAGAUGAAUUUCUUUUGUACCUCAGGCGACGUGCGAGAGCGUCACCGCUUUAAAACACCAGUUAAACACGAAACAGGAGGAACCGAGACGUGUACAGAAUCUCCAUCUUUUGUAAAGUUCAUUUUCUAUGUCUUAGAUUUUUAAGGUUUGAAAUUAGCAUGAUGCAUGGUUAGCACUGUUCAGGAGAAAAGCGACACGUAUCUGGAGAUACUGCAGCCGGUGUUUAAAAAGAAAAAAAAAAUACAGUCUGUCAAUGAGAGUAAAUAUUUGAUUAGCGUUUCUGCUGAAGUUUGAGCGUUGCUGGCCAACUUGCUUUUUUAUAAGACUGGGUUAUUGUGCAUUGUAAAUUAAAAUUGAAUAUAAAAUGUA
Molecule: messenger RNA, 3323 nt
Organism: Trichomycterus rosablanca
Lineage: Eukaryota; Metazoa; Chordata; Actinopteri; Siluriformes; Trichomycteridae
Gene: cebpg
Product: CCAAT enhancer binding protein gamma
Exons: 3
Coding region: 233-730 (165 amino acids)
Biological process (GO): regulation of transcription by RNA polymerase II; DNA-templated transcription
Molecular function (GO): DNA-binding transcription factor activity, RNA polymerase II-specific; RNA polymerase II cis-regulatory region sequence-specific DNA binding
Source: RefSeq, a predicted model, not a curated record